GCGCGCCGCCCGCGCCCGCUCAGUCGACAGCCGCCCGCCGCACGAGCCGCACGUCCCUAGCCUUGCGACUCCAACACCCGCCAAUUUUCUAAUAACAAAUCGCUCUCCAUAUCAUACUAACCUCUACACUAUUAACAACAUUUAAACAACUUGCAUACUUAAAGUGCUCGAACUAAACGCCGGUGAUAGAACUUGUAAGACGAUUUGUUGUGUCAUGUGAGUGUCAAUGCUGGCUUGCAGUUCUUGAGGCGGCUGUUCGGGAGGUUUGGGAACGUCGUACAGAAAUUAUUAAAAUGGUGCAUUUAAGACGAUUUACAAAAUGAGGAUUAAACCCCCCAAGUUAUGUAGCGAUGUCUGUGAUGUGCAACCGUUAGACAUGAGCUACUUUACAAUGAUCUAAUGAAUGGCGUCAUGGCGGUUCCUAGUAUGACGAUCUAGUGGCGCGAGGUCAAUGGCCGCAUGGCGUCGCGGGAGCAGAUGAGUCAGACGCCUCCCAUCAAGCAUCGCCAGGAGGCGACCUAUAGGAGCUGCUCGCAGUCGUUGCCACUUGACAUUCUAUGGUUGCCGCGCUCGUCCUUCCGGCCGGCGCAGGGCGAGCUGGCGGACUGCGUGCUGGUGGUGGGAGUGUCGCGGCCCAAGCUCGCCGCGGCCCUCCUCUCCGUCACCUUGCUGUCACUCUUCCUCACCUUCCAUGUGCUCUAUGACAGCGCGCUCUAUAGCAUACAGGCGGCAAGUUUAGCAUCGGCUGCGAAUGAGAACCGCAAGAUCUUGCAGAGCCAGGAGAGCAGCCGCACCAUCAACCACCCGAUGGCUCUGAGGAAGCGACUGCGGCCGCCGAGGCCGCCCAGACCGACGAGACGAUUGCCGCAGGCUUUGAUCGUUGGUGUAAGAAAAUGUGGCACACGGGCUCUUCUAGAAAUGCUUUAUCUACAUCCAAUGGUCCAGAAGGCUUCGGGAGAGGUUCACUUCUUCGAUCGAGACGAGAAUUAUGCGCUUGGGCUGGAAUGGUACAGAAGCAAAAUGCCGUUAUCUUUCAAAGGACAGAUAACCAUUGAAAAAAGUCCCAGUUAUUUUGUUACUCCUGAGGUACCGGAAAGAGUGCGGGCAAUGAAUUCUUCAGUUCGUUUGCUACUUAUCGUAAGAGAGCCAGUAACUAGAGCUAUAUCCGACUACACUCAGCUUCGGAGUAGAGCAACGCCCUCUGCGCCUGCGCAGCCUCAGUUACCAGUGCCCGGCCAUCCAGUGACAGAUGCAGCUAAGCCGUUUGAACACCUGGCUAUUUCUCCUGAUGGCUCCAUUAAUAUCGCCUACAGGCCUAUAGCAAUAUCCCUAUACCACGCGUACCUCCACCGCUGGCUGGAGGUGUUCCCACGGGAACAGAUCCUGGUGGUGAACGGAGAUCUGCUGAUCGAAGAUCCGGUGCCGCAACUCCGACGCAUCGAGAAGUUUCUCGGACUUGAACACAAAAUAGGUAGAAAGAACUUCUACUUCAACGAAACCAAAGGAUUCUACUGCUUGCGGAACGACACGACGGAUAAGUGUCUCCGAGAGACGAAAGGUCGUAAACAUCCUCGGGUGGAUCCCGCAGUGGUUACCAAAUUACGUAAAUUCUUUGUCCAGCACAAUCAGAGGUUCUAUGACCUCGUCGGCGAGGAUCUCGGAUGGCCUGAAGACUAGUAACUAACUAAAAGGAAAACUAAAGUGAAUACAGAUAUAUUGCCGCAUAUUUUAACGAUGGAAAAUUGGGGUCGAAUCCCUAGAAUUUUACCAAUUUAUUGGUCUAAAAAUGUGUUGCAACUGUAACCGAAAUUGUUUUUAUUCAAUGUGUUAAUAUGUUCUAUUCAUGUUUUGUUAACAAUACUUUAUUUUUCUUUUACCAAUAAUAAAAAGUAAAGAAAUAAUAAGUAGGUAAAUGAAGAGGCAAAGGUUGAAAUAAGCAUUAGAAUAAGGUUGUUUCUGAACGUAUUUUCAGACUUAAUUUUUAAAUAUAGUCAGAGAUAAAUACAUAUAGAUAUAUGUAUUUAUCUCUAUACGUCGACCAUAUAUCUGUAUUCACGGUAUUUUCAGACUAGCAGGCCAGACAGCAACCAUGGAUUAAUUAAAUUGUUGUGAUCGAAUACAUAUCAAUGUAAUUUACACAUAUCAAUAAAACAUAUCUUUAGCUCGUAAGUUUUUUAAAAUCGUUUAUGUAUACAUAUAGGAUAUUAUAGAAUAGAUCACUAAAAUUAUUUAUUUAUAGUUAUUAUCAAUUAUAUUUACACAAAAAUAAUAACUAUUCCGUAAAGUUCAGUUAUAAUCAUAAAAUUAGACAAUUGUAUCAUUUUGACAUAGAAAUUGAAAGGGAACAACCAGUAAAUUGAAAGAAAUAAUUUGAAUAUACUUAUUUUACACUUUGUUAUACUUGAAAAUCUUUUGGUAACUACGUUAUUAAGUAAUAGAUUUAAUUCAUAAUAAUUAUUACGCACUGAUUUGAUAGACCGACCCACCGCAAUCCUGAGCAAUAUAUUUUUAUAUAUUUAUAAUUAAGUAUUACGUGCAACCUUUUACAUUUAUCCAGUUUGGUACACAGAUUGGAUAUAUUAACUGAUUGUGAUCAUUUCUGUUAUAGGACCUAGUAAUUAUUAUUUAAUUAGAUAUAAGCGUCUUGACAUUAUCAUUAAAAAUAAUUUCUAAAAGAUUGAAUGAAUGUUGUACAUUUUUGCUUCCUCUUUUUAGAUGUUGUGAUUUGAUGAUGUGACGGUGUUAUAUGUGUAUUUUGUUGUUAGUGGAUGUGAUUUUCUCGACUCUUAGAAAAAUUUUCAGCAUUUCAAUUGAAACUUACAAAUUGGAUCUUUAAAACUUAGUGGUUGAAUUGUUGAACAUUAUUUUGUAGGAGCCAUUCAAGCGUUAAAGUUUUCAACAAAUUGGGAAUAUGUGUGUUCAUCAAUUCCAAUUUCUCGCAAUCUUUUUCUGUAUUAUAAAUUGAUGUGAGUUGGCAAAUGUUAAUUACAGUCGUGCAUACAAAAGAGUACCUAUAUGAAGAGCUUCGCAUGUCUACUUCAAAAGGAUGGAUAUCUCGACGGAUCAUAUGAUCUAGUUAUAUUAAUAUGAAGUUUUAUCGAAGUAAAUAUAAAGAACUCUGAAUUACACUUUUGUAUGUCAUGCUUUUGAGUGUAACACCGAUUCUAACAUUAUUUAAAUGGAGAGAUAUGAAUUCGACGCGGGUUUUAGAGUAUUCUAUUUAAGUGUAACGUCCAAGACUGAAGAGUUAGUUAUAUAAGACUAAGUAAUACCUAUCUAGCAUAAAAUGUCCAUAGGUAUACAAGAGGCGUCAUCGGUCGGAGCCAGGCUAAUGGUUUUAGUUCCGUAAGAAGGCAUUUUAAACUCGAAUUUUGGGAGGAUCCCUUUGCGUAGUAUUUGCUUCCAAUUCAAAAUUUCAGAGUCAACGAAUAUUUAUAUGUUUUAUAGUUCCGAUAUAUAUUAGGUACGAUGUAAUUUUAUGAUGUCAGUCUACUAUAAUACAAUCGGUACAUAUAGACUUAAAGCACACGCUGCUAAUUUUUGAUGCAAGUUGUCAAAAUUUCAAAUGUAUAAAGCACUUAGUAUUUUAAAUUAUUUGCAUAUUUAUAAUUAAUUAUCAAAAAGGUCAAAUAAAGAGUGAAAUAUUUAGGUUUAUACAUGUUAUUUAUACAAAUAGCGGUUAUGUGAAUAAGAACAUUUUUGUUAUGAAUAUAUAAGAAUAGGUCACAUAUCAUAUUUUACAUUGGUGCUAAAAAUUUAUCAACUUUGUUAUAAUACCAUUCAUUAUAAUCAUCUUUGACGAGCUUACGCUACUCUGGCAUAAAUCAUAUCAACACAAUCUUAAUUUAUCGAUUUCAACAAUCAUUUUUUAACCAUUUGUGAUAAAAUAAAAAGUUUUGACGACUUGCAUUAACUACAAGAAUAUCAAGCAUAUCAAAUUUUAAUAAAUUGUAGUUAAGUUUUUAAUGUUUAAGACUCUAAUUUAAUAAGUUAGGUACAAAUCCAUAAAGUUUAUUUGUUUAGAAUAAUUCAGUAGUUCAUAGAUAAUUUUAAUCACUGUUAAAUGUUGUGCACGGUCAUGAGGUAGUUGAAGUUUUUAUUAGGGCAAUAAUUUUUAUAGUUAUUAUAAUUUAAGUAAGUUAUUAAAAAAAAUAAUGUUUCUAUAUUUUAUAAUUAUUGUUAAUUUGACUAUCAUUAUUACUGUACUUACAUUUUUGUGAUAUACUUUAGUUUGAUGUUAUUAGAGAUGCCUAUGAUCACACUAAACCAUUUUACGAAGUAUUAUGUAUCUAAAUCUUAAUGUUACCUACAAUCCUUGUAAAUAUCUUCUAAAAUUUGUUUCUAUAAGUUAAUUGUAUGUACCUACAUCUUCAAUAAAAUAUGAAACAGCAA
Molecule: messenger RNA, 4392 nt
Organism: Plodia interpunctella (Indianmeal moth)
Lineage: Eukaryota; Metazoa; Arthropoda; Insecta; Lepidoptera; Pyralidae
Gene: Hs3st-A
Product: Heparan sulfate 3-O sulfotransferase-A
Exons: 9
Coding region: 460-1677 (405 amino acids)
Molecular function (GO): [heparan sulfate]-glucosamine 3-sulfotransferase activity
Source: RefSeq, a predicted model, not a curated record